Mercenaria mercenaria is the source of this 3328-nucleotide messenger RNA. Its product is annotated as long-chain specific acyl-CoA dehydrogenase, mitochondrial-like. Gene Ontology annotation, cellular component: mitochondrion. Gene Ontology annotation, molecular function: flavin adenine dinucleotide binding; long-chain fatty acyl-CoA dehydrogenase activity. Gene Ontology annotation, biological process: carnitine metabolic process, CoA-linked; long-chain fatty acid catabolic process; fatty acid beta-oxidation using acyl-CoA dehydrogenase. The record is from RefSeq and is a predicted model, not a curated record. NCBI's taxonomy places the organism in Eukaryota, Metazoa, Mollusca, Bivalvia, Venerida, Veneridae. The transcript is spliced from 9 exons. The coding region runs from base 79 to 1356 and encodes 425 amino acids.
UUCAAAUCCGGAAUUUAGACAAGCUCUAAGGGACACAACUGUGGCGAAUCGUUACAAAGUCCAAAAGCCGGUCCGAAAAUGUUGUCUAGACAUCUUUUCCGUUUGAACAGCUUGAAAAAGUUGUCAAAAAUAGUAUCUACAUCAUCUGUCAGGAACUACUCUGAUAGACCAGAAGUUCAACAAAGCUCAAAACUGACGGACAUUGGAACAAGAAAGAUAUUCUCAGAGGAACAUGAUAUAUUUAGACAGAGUGUGAGACGGUUUUUCGAGGAAGAAGUAUUGCCUUAUCAUUCUGAGUGGGAAAAGAAUGGACAAGUGAGCAGAGAGGUAUGGGAGAAAGCUGGUGAGAAUGGAUUGCUUGGAGUGAACACACCCGCUGAAAUUGGUGGUAUAGGAGGAGAUGUUCUGUCUACAGCUGUUACAUGGGAAGAACAGAUGUACGCAAACUGUUCAGGUCCAGGGUUCGCUUUACACUCGGAUAUAGUAAUGCCAUACAUUAGUCACUAUGGAACAAAGGAACAAAUAGAGAAGUUUAUACCAGCCAUGACAGCGGGAAAAUGUAUAGGUGCCAUAGCCAUGACAGAACCAGGGGCUGGAAGUGAUCUGCAAGGUAUACGUACAAAUGCUAAGCAGGAUGGAGAUGACUGGAUUCUAAAUGGUAGUAAAGUAUUUAUAACCAAUGGAUACAUGUCAGAUCUAGUACUGGUUGUGGCAAUAACAAACCCCCAGGCAAAGUCGGUGGCUCACGGGAUCAGUCUGUUUCUGGUGGAAGAGGGAAUGAAAGGCUUUAUCAAAGGCAGAAAACUUCAUAAAAUUGGAAUGAAGGCUCAGGAUACAGCAGAGUUAUUUUUUGAGGAUGUACGACUACCAUCAAGUGCUCUACUAGGCGAGGCAGGCAAGGGUUUCUAUUACCUAAUGCAGGAACUACCUCAGGAGAGGCUUAUUAUAGCAGUGAUGGCACAGGCAUCAAUGGAAUGGAUGUUUGAGGAAACUAGAGCUUAUGUCAAACAGAGAAAAGCUUUUGGAAAGACAAUAUCUAAGCUGCCAACAAUCCAGCACAAACUAGCUGAGCUGAAGACCUCUAUAGCUGUGACACGUGCAUUUGUGGACAGAUGUCUCCAGGUACACCAUGAGAAAGGUCUAGACUCGGAAUCAGCUUCAAUGGCUAAAUACUGGUGUUCAGAUUUACAGAACCGUGUUGCCACAGAGUGUUUACAGAUGCAUGGAGGCUGGGGAUACAUGUGGGAAUAUCCCAUUGCACGUGCCUUCGUUGAUGCCCGAGUCCAGCCUAUAUAUGGAGGUAGCAAUGAAAUCAUGAAAGAAUUGAUUGCUAGAAAUGUUGUUUCGGACAAAUAGUUAAUACACAAGGCAUGUGAUAAAACCAGUCAAAAAAACAUUUUCAGGGAAAACUAACUCUUGCUUUAAAAUAUUGAUGAUAAUUGACCCUUAAAUUGAAGGAAAUUAACUUGAUUUCAACUGCACGAUUACAUUUCCUUUUCAAAGUUUUUUAUGAAGUCUAGACGUAGAGACAUAAUGUGUGCUAGUGUUCCAAACAUUGUUUUAACUAUUUAUAUGUUGUGUCUCUACAUACACUCUUUUUAUAUUCAAAUAGUUUCUGAUCUAGUGUUCUUUUUCUUCUCUGGAGUUCAGUCAUUAUUGUUUGCGUUAAAAUUGAUUACUUGAAUAAAUUUAAGCAGAUUUUUCUAUGCUCUUAAAAAAGUAACAUGACUGCUAAGUAUAGACAGAGAAGCAGGGAUUUUGAUUUACAAUUGAAAUGUUGUCAUAUUUAUUUUACUUAUCUUCGCUAAAGGAUAAAUUGCAUUAACCGGUAUAUUAUGUGAAGUUCUAAACUUUAUGUUGUCCAUGUGAUUCAGAUUUUUCGUUGCAAUUCUUUUUAAAGUUCAUAUAUUAAAUUAUUUAUUUUUUCUACUUUUUCAGCAUACUUCUUGCAAUGUAAUCUAUGAGAAACAUGUACUUCAGUUUUUAGCUCGACUAUUCAUAGAAUAGUGAGCUAUUGCACUCGCCCAUGCGUCGGCGUCGGCGUCCGCGUCCGCGUCCCGAUUUUGGUUAAGGUUUUGUAUGUAAGCUGGUAUCUCAGUAACCACUUGUGGGAAUGGAUUGAAACUUCACACACUUAUUCACUGUGACAAACUGACUUACACUGCACAGGUUCCAUAACUCUAUUUUGCUUUUUUACAAAAUUAUGCCCCUUUUUCGACUUAGAAAUUUUUGGUUAAGGUUUUGUAUGUAAGCUGGUAACUCAGUAACCACUUGUGGGAAUGGAUUGAAACUUCACACACUUAUUCACUGUGAUGAACUGAUCUACAUUGCACAGGUUCCAUAACUCUAUUUUGCUUUUUUACAAAAUUAUGCCCCUUUUUCGACUUAGAAAUUUUUGGUUAAGGUUUUGUAUGUAAGCUUGUAUCUCAGUACUUAUUAAUGGGAAUGGAUUGAAACUUCACAUACUUGUUCACUAUCAUGAUCUGACAUGCACUAAGCAAGUCCCAUAACUCUACUCUCUUUUUUUUCAAAAUUAUGCCCCUUUUUCGACUUAGCAGUUUUUGGUUAAAUGUUUGUAUGUAAUCUGAUAUCUCAGUAUCCACUAAUUGGAAUGGAUUGAAACUUCACACACUUGUUCACUGUCAUGAUCUAACAUGCACUGUGAAGGUCCCAUAAUUCUACUUGGCAUUUUUACAAAAUUAUGCCCCUUUGACUUAGCAGUUUUUUGUUAAGUUUUUGUAUGUAAGCUGGUAUCUCAGUAUCCACAAAUUGGAAAGGAUUGAAACUUCACACACUUGUUCACUGUCAUGAUAUGACAUGCAGUACAGAGGUUCAAUACCUCUACUUUGCAUUUUACAAAAUUAUGCCCCUUUUUCAACUUUUGUAUUCAUUCAAUUGACAAGGCUGUUGAAUAGUCGAGCGUUGCUGUCCUCCGACAGCUCUUGUUAAACUUUUUAAAUUAUUUAAUGUUUAUAAUUCUGUUAUAGUAAAUUAUUUACAUUUGAUGUAGCUUCCCAUGAUAAAAUCAUUAUAACUGUGAUAAGAUAUGUUCAUCUCUUUGCAAUGUACUUGUAAGUGGGAUAUUUAAUUUGUAGGAUAAUGUAGCGAGAUUACGUUUUGCUGAAAAUGAGUCGAGUAGUAUCUUCUUAAUCCAAAAAUUUUCAUUUGGGACCAACCGUUAUCCAUUAUUAAUCAGAAAUCCUCUCCUGCAAUUGAUAAUUUGUUGACUUAAACAUGUUUUCUUUUGGAAAGUAUGUCCCUUGUUAAAUGACACAAGUGCUAUAAUAAUAUUGAAUCUUUAUGUUGAAAAUAUAUUUCUUUUUUGAAA